AUGCAGUGUUCGCGUGGUGUGAAAGUUCUGAGCGGAGCCAAGACUCAAGCGCUAGCAAGGGUGAUGAUAACCAUGGACGUGAGUGGUGAGAAUGUGGAUAUGGUGAAGGCCUUUGAGUCGUUGGCUCUGCCGGACGACGCUGCCAAGCCCUCGGACGACCACCCAGCCAGACUGGUAGUUGAAGCUUGUAGAAUCCUCAAAGACAUGCCGGAUAUGGUAAUAGGGCUGAAGAACGUGGGGUACGUUGACCUAUCCGCUGAGGAGCUGAAAGAAGUGCACAACGAAUUUAAUGCUAACAAUGAUUUUUGUUGGAACGUGUUGAUAUCUCUACAUGGAUGCCUGUGUGCUUUUGCACAAGUAGCAAAACGGAAGUCGUGCGAGUUGAAGGAUGAGCUGAAGGACCGAUUGAAUGAUUGGGUUGAGCGAGUGGCAAUUGCUUAUUAUGAAAACAAGAUAGUACCAGAAGCACAAUUUGAGACGAACGCUGCGAGAAUCGAAGACCUCGAGUUCGGCUUUUCAGUUGUCACUCGAUGCGCCAUCAAUGGGGGGGAUCGCACGAGCAGCGUGGCGUGGUACAGACCGGGGGUGUGUCCAGACGCAGCCGCCUGGACGAAGGCGAAAACCGCACUAAGCGAGAUCGAGGCUGUUAAGCGACCCACUGUAGCACGUCGUUCGGAAAAUUGUGUGUGGGAAGCGGCUCAUCUGGGGCAGACCUAUGAGGAGAUGCGCGUCCUGGACGAAUUGACAAGGGUUUGUAUGGGCAACUCGACGCCUGUAUAA
Messenger RNA from Gregarina niphandrodes, 780 nucleotides. RefSeq lists its product as hypothetical. The record is from RefSeq and is a predicted model, not a curated record. The transcript has a single exon. Lineage: Eukaryota; Apicomplexa; Conoidasida; Eugregarinorida; Gregarinidae. The coding region runs from base 1 to 780 and encodes 259 amino acids.